CAGACCUACACCAAUGCGAUCGGAUACCUGGGUAUUCCAAAGCACCUAACGGAAGAUGAUAGAAGUAGUGUACAUUGUUCGGCAUGCAUUUCGCGGGAACUGGACAGUAGAUCACCAGACCGGAAAGUACACAUCAUUGUUACAUAGGACACCGACUGGAAUUCCGACAGACCCUCCGUUAACGUCGAAGGGGGUGGAGCAGUCAAAGGAGCUUGCAGAAUAUCUGUGCAACAUAGAGCCCCCGAUUGAUAGGAUCUACUCGAGCCCCUUCUACAGAUGUCUGCAGACUAUCAAGCCAACGACUGAUAGACUGUUCGAGGAGGGUAAGGCGCAGGGGAAAAUCAGGAUCGACCGGGGGAUCGGGGAAUUCUUUGGACGCGCCACCUGGGACCAUCCAACACCACCAGAUUUGACACUCCUGACACUUCAUUUUGAAAACCUUGAUCAGGAUCAUGUUUCCCUACAUCUCCCAUCGUCAAAAGGCGAGAUGAUUCUUGAACUCCAUGACCGGGUCAGAAACGCACUGGACCAUAUCAUUACGACACUUGACAACGACGCCGAACAACCAAAGACCGUUCUGCUGUGCACCCAUGCUGCCACGAUGAUAGCCGCUGGUCGAGUAUUGACAGGCCAGAUGCCGGAUGAUCCCGAUGAAGACGACUUCAAGUGCUAUACGGCAGGACUGUCCAAGUUUGUUCGAAGGAGUGUAGACCCUGCAAAGGGCGUGCCAGGCAAUUGGGAUUGUGUCCUGAACUCCGAGACGUCGUACCUCUCUGGAGGUGCAGAGAGAGGAUGGCAUUUCAACGGCGACGAGAGUUUUGUGGCAUUUCCAGACAACCCGUUGGGGGAGACCGACACAUCGAAGCUCUAAAGAACGUGCGGACAAGACAUAUAUACACAAGCUGUGGUGUCGCACAGAUCUGCAGAUGCACGCAUCAUCCCUUGCUGGAGGCGUUCAAGGCUGAUGCAAGGGAUCGUCCGACAUAUUGACAGUGCAUUACAUGGAAAGUAUAUUCCCUAGCAGGAGACGCACAUACGAUAUAGACAAUCCUUGUUAAUAGUAUAUAUAUAUGCACA
Messenger RNA from Dothidotthia symphoricarpi CBS 119687, 1077 nucleotides. Its product is annotated as phosphoglycerate mutase family protein. The transcript has 5 exons. Lineage: Eukaryota; Fungi; Ascomycota; Dothideomycetes; Pleosporales; Dothidotthiaceae. The record is from RefSeq and is a predicted model, not a curated record. Bases 56 to 871 code for a protein of 271 amino acids.